UGGGGUUUAUUGAUUAUUGCUCUGCCUGCUUGCCUGCAUCAUCCGCAUCCUUUUACACAUCCUUUAUGGCCCGAAUGUUGGAUUCUUACUGUGUCUGAUUCUUCUUCCUUUCUCUCCUCCCCCUCCUUUUCCUCACUGAAACAAUAAUUCUCCCUCAUCAGGCGCAUCAAUUAAUUAAACCCUUGAAUCGAGUAGACUGAUAAUCCCCCCUUUUUCUCUUGAUAUACGCGCAUUUUGUUGUAUCACUUGUUGCUUGGACUUUUCUUCUUGCAUGAGUCCUCCCGGCUUAUAUAGCAUCUGAACGAUCGAUACCCUUUUCCAACCAAACAGAACGCGCAAUCACUAUGCUAGGACUAGGAGUUCUAGCGCUCCUUCCCUUCGCAGCGGCGAAGGCUGUACGGCCGCGAUCCACUGCAUGCAACAAUUCCCCAGACUUGUGUUCCAAGUCAUACGGUGAAAUCACUCAUCUGGGCGCACACGACAGUCCGUUUCUACGAGAUGCCUCGACGGAUUACUCUACCUUUGGAGACCAAUACUACAACACUACACUCCAGCUCGACGCUGGUGUCCGUCUUGUCACAGCUCAAGUUCAUAAGUCGAAUUCACAGUGGCGUCUAUGCCACUCUAGUUGCGAUUAUCUAGAUGCAGGAUUGUUGAGCACAUGGCUGUCAGAUAUCAAAGGCUGGUUGGACUCCAACCCCAAUGAUGUUGUGACUGUUUUGCUGGUCAACUCAGAUGACGCAACAGCUUCUGAUCUUCACUCGCAAUUCGAAACGGCCAAUCUCACCAACUACACCUACACUCCGACCUCCCAAACCUCCGCACCGAGCUCGUGGCCAACAUUGCAGGAACUGAUCAAUAAUGGUACCCGGUUGAUGACCUUCGUGGCAUCUUUGGACGCUUCCAACAACACGGUGGCACCGUAUCUGAUGGAUGAGUUCACUUUUAUCUGGGAGAACAACUACGAUGUGACCUCCGCUUCCAACUUCUCCUGUGAGCCCGAUCGUCCCUCGAGCGUCAAGAACGAGCUUUCCACCGCCUUGUCUUCCAACCGCCUCCCAUUCAUGAACCACUUUCUUUACCAAGAGACAUUAGACAUUGAGUAUCCCAAUGUCAGCUACAUCUCUACCACCAAUGCGGCUUCUGGAGGAACCGGAAACCUUGGCGACACAGCAACCAAAUGCAAGAAGGAAUACAAUGGCCGCCAGCCUACCUUUAUCCUGGUUGACUUCUUCGACAAGGGUCCCGCCAUCGACACCGUGGACAGUUUGAACAAUGUUACCAACGCUACUGGACGGAAGAACCUGACUUCCGUCAGCGUUACCAGCUCGGCCUCCACCUACUCGAACGUUUUCAAGGGUCUGGUCGAAGUCGUCCAGAAAGCCAAGGACGGAGCGAAUCCCAGCAUGGGAGAGUGGAUCUGGGCUGGUGGAGAUUGGGGAAGUCUGCUGGGCGGCGGUAUUGCAGUCUAAGCUGACCGCUGUGACCUCAUACUUCGUUGGAAUCUUCACCGUCCUUUCAUCCUUCAUUUUGAUUACUAGCCUAUUUAGUACAUUGUCAUUUUGCAUCUAUUCCACAUAUUUACAGUUGCAACAUCAGCGCUGGAUUUCAAAGUUUUGGACGAGCCUCACGACAUUCCUUUGCUAUAAAUAGGGGGGUAUAAGGUUGGCGUUCGGAUGAUUAUCACAUUUUGCACAGUGUACCUAACUGACAUGACCGUUUCACCAUGUCCAUAAGCAGCGAUAGCAUG
This is a messenger RNA of Aspergillus costaricaensis CBS 115574, 1750 nucleotides long. RefSeq lists its product as uncharacterized. The record is from RefSeq and is a predicted model, not a curated record. Gene Ontology annotation, molecular function: phosphoric diester hydrolase activity. Gene Ontology annotation, biological process: lipid metabolic process. NCBI's taxonomy places the organism in Eukaryota, Fungi, Ascomycota, Eurotiomycetes, Eurotiales, Aspergillaceae. The transcript is spliced from 3 exons. The coding region runs from base 345 to 1472 and encodes 375 amino acids.